Messenger RNA from Coffea arabica (coffee), 4679 nucleotides. NCBI's taxonomy places the organism in Eukaryota, Viridiplantae, Streptophyta, Magnoliopsida, Gentianales, Rubiaceae. The record is from RefSeq and is a predicted model, not a curated record.
UUUUCCGUGAGGACCAUCGUGUUGGUUAAUUUAUUCACUUGGUUCUGUGACUUUGGCUGUAGUCAAAUAGCAUCAUUUGGAUCUAGUGGGAUGCACUUAAGUGAGGCAGCUGAGAGAAAAUAAGGAUUUGUGCUGUGUAAACUCAACUGUGUCAUUUAGUUUUGAAAGCAUUUUAGUUUCUCUUUUUACAUGUUUCCAUGCAUAUAUGAACUUGUUUCCAUGUAUAUUGGGUUCUUCACUUUCCGUUGUUUCAAGUUCGGUUGCUUCACUUUCAUUAGCGUAAGCUACCAUACUCUGCCUCUGUCUUUGGAUAUGAAUACUUAACCAAACAAAGACAGGCUCAUCAUCUUAGUCAAAAGCCCCAAAGGUCAAGUUCUUCAAGCUAAAACGGCUUCACUGAAAUAUCUCUCGUGAUCUAUUCCCACCAAAUGAACUGGGAGCAACAUUUCCAACUUGCAAACUCUUCCUAGUUCCUACCCUUCUUUUCUCUCUGUCCAACGAUGCAUUCCGAGGAUCGCCUUCCAACCCUUUCGUUCUUUCUGAUGAUCACCAGCUUCACUUUACUUCACAUCCCGAAAUCUUUCAGCCAGGAUCAACAACAAUUUGAAACCUGCAGUGAGCCGUUUCGGUGUGGAAAUAUUGACUUUACUUAUCCAUUCUGGGGUGGGGAUCGCCCGGAAAGUUGUGGCUAUCCAGGUUUGAAUCUAAGCUGCCAAGGGAACGUCCCUCGGUUUACGGUUGGCCCCCUUGCAUACCGGAUUCUCUCCUCUGUAGAUACCUCAUCUCAAACUCUUACUGUUGCCAGAGACGAUCUGUGGGAUAAUAAUUGUCCUCAGUAUUUCCUUAACACCACCUUGAAUUUCAACAUCUUCAGUUACCCCAACACCGUCGAUAACAUCAUUCUGUUCUAUAAUUGCACCCAGCUUCCUACCAACCUCUUUCAACUGCAAUAUGAAUUUAAUUGCACCGUCAAUAGUACCGCACCAAAUACCAAUUUUUUCCAGACAAGUAGUGCACCCUUUUGGAGUGCUUGUGCCGAUAACAUCAGGGUUCCUAUUAAUCGCGCCGCAUUUCCGAGUCUCUUCAGUACUACGGCCAUAUUGAAUACUACGGAUCUUCGAACCGCAUUUACCACCGGCUUUCCUUUGCGAUAUGAAGCAAAUAAUACAGCCUGCAAUAAUUGCUCUAACGCAGGUGGCCAGUGCGGAUAUAACACUCGUUCCAACUCAUUUGCCUGCUAUCCCAAAAGUAGAAAUGGCGGUAAAAGUGGUCUCGGCAUUCCAGGAGGGCUCUUGACUGUCGUUGCUGUAUGUGUUGCUGGGAUCAUAUUACUUGCGGGCAUAUUGUACUGCUUUCUCAAAAGGUGCUCAUCGUGGGAAGCAGUGAUCUACUGGAAGUCGGACGAAGGGAAUAACCAACAAGUCGAAGCAUUCAUGAGGAAUUAUGGAUCAGUUGCUCCGAAGCUGUACAAAUAUUCAGAAAUCAAGAAGAUGACCAAUUCAUUUUCUAAAAAAUUAGGACACGGAGGAUAUGGUAGCGUGUACAGAGGUAAGCUAUCUGAUGGCCGUCUGGUGGCAGUAAAAGUCUUAAAUGAUACCAAUGGAAAUGGAGAAGAAUUCAUCAAUGAGGUCGCGAGUAUCAGCAGAACUUCCCAUGUUAAUGUGGUCAAUCUCUUAGGUUUCUGCUACGACAGGACUAAGAGGGCACUAAUCUAUGAGUUCAUGCCUAAUGGAUCCUUGGAUAAAUUCAUAUAUCAGAAGCGAUCAUCCGGGGAUAUGACUAAAGAUUGUCAGUUGGAGUGGAAAACGUUAUACGAAAUUGCGGUUGGCACUGCCCGAGGUUUGGAGUAUCUACACAAAGGUUGCAACACAAGAAUUGUUCACUUUGACAUAAAGCCUCAGAAUAUUCUGUUGGACAAAGACUUCUGUCCCAAGAUCUCUGAUUUUGGUCUGGCUAGAUUAUGUAAACAGAAACAGAGUAUAUUAUCAACGAUUGGUGCCAGAGGAACAGCCGGAUACAUUGCUCCAGAAGUAUUUUGUCGAAAUUUUGGUGGCAUUUCUCACAAAUCGGAUGUCUAUAGUUAUGGGAUGAUGCUUCUUGAAAUUGUCGGCUUGAGAAGGAAAAUUGGAACUGAUUCAGAACAAACAAGUGAGAGAUACUUUCCAGAUUGGAUAUAUGAACAUCUAGAACUUGGGAAGGACCUGGAGAUUCAAGGUGUCAUGAACGAAGAGGAGGAAGAUACUUCAAGAAAGAUGAUUUUAGUAGGACUGUGGUGCAUCCAGACGAAUCCAACAGAUCGUCCACCUAUGGGUAAGGUAGUUGAAAUGCUGGAGGGUAGCCUUGAGCAUUUGAAAAUCCCACCUAAGCCGUUUCCAGAGUCUCCUCCUAUGGCCAGGGAGUCCACCCAAGAAUCUUGGACAUCAUCAAUUGCAGUAAUGCACCAUCUGAAAAUGCAACCAUAUCAGCAGCUCCUCCUGACCCUCUGCUCCGGUCUUUCUCAUGUAGGCAUAAUCUUCCUCGUAGCAUUAUUCCAUAGUCCUGUAUCCAUGCAUGCAUACGAUCACCGGCACGAAACUUGCAGUCAACCUCUCGGCUGUGGCAACCUGGGAAACCUUGGUUACCCCUUCUGGGGAAGGGACCGGCCUCAAUUCUGCGGGCAUCCAAGUUUUGAAAUAGAUUGCUUAGAUGAUGUUGAUUAUGCACUGAUCAAUAUAACCUCAUUGACAUAUGCAGUACGCAGAAUCGACACUACUGCACAGACUAUGAUCGUUGCCAGGCAAGACUUGCUGUACGCCUUUUCUUUUUGUCGACCAGAAUUCCUCAACACAACCAUUGAUCCGAACCUUUUCAGUUAUAUCACUUCUGAUGAGAGAACUUUAUUAUAUGUCUAUUACGACUGCAGUUCGAAUUUCAGCCGCCCACUUCCUAAUUCUUUUCAUUGCGAGGCAGGAGCAAAGAACACCACAAAUUUUUUCACCACAAACACGAAACUUGCUCCCAGACCCGACUGCAAGUCUAUGAUAACUGUUCCGGUUGAUCGGCGAAUAGCUCAGGUCAUAGGGAACACUACUAGAGCUACAGGAAAUGAUCUAAAUGAAGCUCUUUCCGGUGGUUUCCCGUUGAGAUGGAUGGCCAAUAAUACAAGCUGUGAUUUCUGCAUUGCAUCAGGGGGCCGUUGCGGGUCCAUUCCUAAUUCGAACACCUUCGCUUGCUAUUGUCCGGAUAGAUCUUAUGCAUUUUCUUGCAACGACGAUCAAACUGGCAGUGGUUCGGUAACUGGCAAUCAAAGCAUUUCUGGGCAUCGGGGUCGGAUCAAGCUUGCAAUUGGCCUUUCAGUCUCACUUGGCUUGGCUGGGAUUGUUACUUUGUCAGCUGCUACAAUCUACGGCUACACCAAGCUAAAAACCUAUAGAAAGCAAGACAAGGGAAAGAACCAAAAGGUUGAAGCAUCCUUCAAGAACUAUGGAUCUCUAGCUCCAAAGCUAUAUAGUUAUUCAGAGAUUAAAAAAAUAACCAACUCCUUCAUUGAUAAACUCGGACAAGGAGGAUGUGGUAGUGUGUACAAAGGUAAGCUAUCUGAUGGCCGUUUGGUAGCAGUAAAGGUUUUGAGUGAUACCAAAGGCAAUGGAGAGGAAUUCAUCAACGAAGUUGCCAGCAUUAGCAGAACUUCGCAUGUCAACAUUGUUACUCUUUUGGGAUUCUGUUACAAGGAUGACAAGAAGGCUCUGAUAUAUGAACUCAUGCCAAAUGGAUCUUUAGACAAGUACAUAUAUGAGAAGGGAUCAUCCAAUCCAAGUCUCCUCUUGCAUUGGACCACCUCAUACAAAAUUGCGGUAGGCAUUGCCCGAGGAUUGGAAUAUCUACACCGAGGAUGCAAUACAAGAAUUGUUCACUUUGAUAUAAAACCUCAUAACAUCCUUUUGAGCAAAGAUUUCUGUCCCAAAAUCUCUGAUUUUGGCCUGGCUAAAUUAGGUGAGAGGACUCAGAGCAUUAUAUCCAUGUUGGAUGCUAGAGGGACACCCGGAUACAUUGCUCCUGAAGUAUUUUGUCGAAGCUUCGGUGGAGUUUCUCAUAAAUCCGAUGUUUAUAGUUAUGGAAUGCUGGUCCUUGAAAUGGCUGGCUUAAGAAGGAAGGCUAAUGAAGCUGACUCAGAGCAGACAAGCGAUAAGUAUUUUCCAUAUUACAUCUAUGAUAAUCUGGAGCUUGGAAAGGACCUGAAACUUCAAGGUGUCAUGAGUGCAGAGGACGAAGAGAUAGCAAGGAAGAUGAUUUUAGUCGGAUUGUGGUGCAUCCAGACAAAUCCAACAGACCGUCCACGAAUGAGCAAGGUGGUUGAAAUGCUGGAGGGUGGCCUACAAUCGCUGCAAAUUCCCCCCAAGCCUUUUCUGUAUUCUCCUCCAGCUAAGGAGUCUGCAAAAGAAUCUUUGGCAUCAUCUUCACAAUCUUUUGAGGAAACAGAAGGUGACUAGUUGAGAUUAACCAUUUGUCUUUCCAGUGAUGGUUGCCCAAUUGUUCGAGGUUUGAAUGCAACAAGGGAUCUGAGCUGCUGGACUCUUCUGAAGACGGAGUUCCCUCGGGCUGUAUACUCUAAUUAUAAGUGAAACAGGUUUUAGUUUUAAAGAGGUAUUGCUGGCAAUGCAAAUGUAAUCUAAAGUACCCUCUUAUGCUUCUUUAGCGCA